Messenger RNA from Musa acuminata AAA Group (dessert banana), 1143 nucleotides. Its product is annotated as protein RGF1 INDUCIBLE TRANSCRIPTION FACTOR 1-like. The coding region runs from base 137 to 904 and encodes 255 amino acids. The transcript has 4 exons. Gene Ontology annotation, molecular function: zinc ion binding. NCBI's taxonomy places the organism in Eukaryota, Viridiplantae, Streptophyta, Magnoliopsida, Zingiberales, Musaceae. The record is from RefSeq and is a predicted model, not a curated record.
GACAGGGUUGAAGACAUCCACACACAGAGAGAGAGAGAGAGAGAGAGAGAGAGAGAGAGAGAGAGAGAGGUGGGGUGUGUGUGUGUGUGUUGGUUUCGAGGAGCAGAAAAGAAGACAGGAGAGAGGGAGAGGGAGGAUGGGGAGACGGGAAUAUGGAGGAGGGGGGAACGCGAUGGCGGCGGCGGCGGCAGCAACAGGGUUGCCCGGGUGGCUGGGCCGGCUGGUGGAGGAGAGCUUCUUCGUGGGGUGCGGGACCCAUGAGAGCCGGAAGAAGAACGAGAAGAACAUCUUCUGCCUCGACUGCUGCACCAGCAUCUGCACCCACUGCGCGCCAGCCCACUCUUCCCACCCCCUCCUCCAGGUGAGGAGGUACGUGUACAACGAUGUGGUUCGAUUGGAUGAUCUUGAGAAGCUUAUAGACUGUUCCUAUGUUCAGCCAUACACCAUUAACAGUGCCAAGGUGGUCUUCCUGAAGCCAAGACCUCAAUCAAGGCCCUUCAAGGGCUCUGGGAACAUCUGCCUGACCUGUGACAGGAUCCUUCAGGAGCCCUUCCACUUCUGCUCCCUGUCCUGCAAGGUGGAUCAUGUUCUGCUACAAGGUGAGGACCUGUCGAGCAUACUGUUCAGGUUCAACGAGUCAGACUUCGCCUUCUCCACCUUCGAGAAUCUGCGGAUGGACAGCUCCGAUCUGAUCGACGACGACGGCCAGGUGACCACCCCGAGCUCGAUCCUGGAAGACCCGGUGCAGUACCACGGCUGCUCGGCCUCGAGCAACUCGGGGAAGCAGGGGGGCGGCUCCGAGGCGCCCAAGAAGAAGAAGAAGGGCGGCGGCUUCUUCCCUCAGAUCGUCCUCUCCCUGAGCAACAGGAGGAAGGGAGCUCCCCACCGAUCUCCCCUCUCCUAAUGUUCGCCGUCGCAACCAACCUCUUUCCUAAUCUGUGCUGCUUAUAGUUCUGGUGUCCGUAGCUGCUCCGCGGAGGGAGCUCCUGAGCAUUUCCAUUGCUGAGUAGGUGAGCAGAGUGUGGAUGAGGUUUCAGGCCUCACUGUGUUCGCCAAUUUUGUUUGAUGUGGUGGGAAUGCAUACUUCUAUAUCUGCUACCUUCAUAUAUAUUAUAUAUAUGUCGAGCCUGUGCUUUGUCUCUA